This is a messenger RNA of Corticium candelabrum, 843 nucleotides long. RefSeq lists its product as uncharacterized. The transcript has 5 exons. NCBI's taxonomy places the organism in Eukaryota, Metazoa, Porifera, Homoscleromorpha, Homosclerophorida, Plakinidae. The record is from RefSeq and is a predicted model, not a curated record. Bases 63 to 653 code for a protein of 196 amino acids.
GUGACUUACUCAGUGUGAUUGCAUGCGUUGACAUUUGACAUUUGACUUGCAUCUCAACAACAAUGAAGCUCCUCAUCGCCUUCCUGUGUAUCACCGUGUCCACAUCUCAGACGCCACCCGAGCGUCCUGUAAUCUCGGAAACUUUCUCGUCAAUGACUGACAUCGAAUCCCACGAACCAGGAAGAGUAUUAUUUGGAGAAGGGAUAUGGGAUAUGGACUAUCAAGGAAACAAGGCAGUAGAAAACUACACGCUGCGAGAAGAGGGACCAAGUCGAAGAGUCCUCAACCUUCAACGAUAUGACAUGGGCGAGGUCUACGAAAUUAACGCCUACGGACACAACCAAUGCUCUCAUCGCGAAGUGACUGGUCACAUUGUCAGCGUGUUCGGUUUCCUAGAACAAGCAGAGUACAUGGGCAUUAUACCAUUCCGAAACCAUGACUUUGAAUUCUGGAAAUAUUCUGCUGGCGGAUUUAUCCUUGAACUUGGUGUUGAUGAAGAAGAUCGGAAUAGACCUGCUGUCCUAAGAAGACACCACGCUGGUGGAGAUACAGUAAUUUACUUCAGAGAAUUCAACAGCACCACUCCGACCGCCUCAGUCUUUGAGAUCCCACCCGAUUGUCGGGAGACAUUAAAUACUGUCCAACAACUCUAGUCAAUCACGUGGGCAGUGACUCCUAGCGCUACACUUACCUGCUUUUGCGUGAGCGGAUUUGUUUGCUUCAGCAUAUUUUUAGAUUCUUUUUUAGUUUUAUUGAACGCUGAUCUUUACACAAUCCUUUCAUGUUUUGAUUUUUGGAUGUCUGAAUUGGCUCACAUUAUGGUGCAAUGAUGUCUCAACUAGA